Messenger RNA from Pyrus x bretschneideri (Chinese white pear), 744 nucleotides. RefSeq names its product flowering-promoting factor 1-like. NCBI's taxonomy places the organism in Eukaryota, Viridiplantae, Streptophyta, Magnoliopsida, Rosales, Rosaceae. Bases 86 to 472 code for a protein of 128 amino acids. Gene Ontology annotation, biological process: regulation of flower development. The record is from RefSeq and is a predicted model, not a curated record. The transcript has a single exon.
CUACACAGGACAACCGUACUUUCUCUUGCACUCUCACUAACUCACAUUACCUUCAAUAUCUUCACCAGUCCCGCUACAACCAACAAUGUCCGGAGUGUGGAUAUUUGACAGAAACGGCGUCGUUCGGCUGGUCACCAACCCAACUAGGGAGUCGUUCGAGCAAAAAGAGCCGCCGCAUCCGGGUACAGCCACCGCACCCGGUGCUCGGCCCCGAGUCUUGGUCUACCUCCCAGCCAACCAGGUCAUUCAAUCCUACUCCGAACUCGAGCAGCGACUCACUGAACUCGGCUGGACUCGCUACCGCAACUCCAAUCGGCCCGACCUCCUCCAGUUCCACCGCUCCGAGAACUCAGUCCACCUCAUCUCGCUCCCAAAUAAUUUUGCCAACAUGAAGUCCUUCCAUAUGUACGACAUCGUCGUCAAGAAUCGCUCCUUCUUCGAAGUUCGUGACCCGGCUGCAUUGCAGAGCUAGGGUUUAUGGUGCUUUAUUCAUCCUCAAUAUGCAUUUUAGUCAUCAUGUAAACACCAGGCUUGAGUCGGCCAAUUAACAGUGAAAUAUAAUUGUUUCAUCUCUUUUUCUAUUUUUUUUAAGUAAAUAAUAUUAUCUAUGAUUCAAAUUCGUAUUAGAAUUGAACCGAACUGGACUGUAAUACUAAAUGACGUCGGAGGAUAAUUAAAAUCCUGCAUGUAUGUGGUUGAUAAAACGAUUAGAGAAAUUUACAUUGGCUUAUUCUUUAAUAAACA